GCGGUUUGGGGGAGCCUCCCGUCCCUCCCCUCACGGUGCUGGCUUGGGGGGAGGUUUGGGCGUCCCGUCCCUCCCCUCACGUGGGGAUUUUGGGGCCGGGCGGUUCCCGCUGUCCCCGCGCCGCCUCACGGGGGGUUCCGCACCGGCCCCGCCGUUCCGGGCGCCACUAACGGCCCCUCGUCCCUCCCUCCGCCGCCGCAGGGCCGCCAUCCCGGAGCCCCGGCCAUCCAGCACCUGGACCUUAACACCUUGGAAUUGUCCUUUGCCACGUGAAGCUCAGCCAUGACCGACCAAGAGUUCGUUCUCUGCAAGUGGAAGAGGCGUUUGUGGCCAGCCAAGGUUUUGUGCAAGCCUGGAGUUACUGGGGGCAGUCCUGUUGCCACCACGAAAAGGAUGGGAUUUAAAGCUGAAAUCCUUGGCUUGGAGAAGCAGGUCAGUGUGAGCUCUGCAAAUGUUGUUCCCCUGACGGAGGAGCGGAUCAAGGCCAUUGCCUCCACGCUGGAGCAAAAGAAGAGCAUGAGUGAGGCCGUGGAGGAGCUGCAAUAUCGCUGUUCCCUUAAAAUUGCCUUGGAUAUUCUCCACCAGACUGACUCAGGCAGUCAAACACCACCUGCAGAAGGACCAAAUUCCGAAUUUUCCCAGGAGAAAUCUGCUCCCCCCGCCCCCUCCCACGGCUUCUUGUUGCGCUCUCGCUCUAAAAAGUCAGAACCUGAGGCUGCCAAGAGGAAAAGAAAACCCCAAAAUAACUGUGGGCUGAAGGAUGAUGCCAAAUGGCAGAGCCAAGGAGGUUCUGUGGCUCCAGAGGGGAGUGGAAAAGCACCUGGAAGUGGCACAAACCCUUCCAGAGCACCUGGAAGUGGCACAAGCCCUGCCAGAACACGUGGGGGUGGAACAAACCCUGCCAGGUGCGGUGCCAGGGACUCGCGUGUGCCACCAGCCCCUGACGGUCACAACUGCGAAAAACCAGAAUCAAAAUCAUCCCCCAGCCAGAGGAAAAUCCAGCCCAAAACAGGGAAUGGCGUGUCCUGUAUGCCAAAGGCUGGGAGAAGUCAGCAAGGAAGGAAAAGAGGAUGUAGGGAUGAUUCCCCACAGGAUCAAGCACGGGUGGCUCCUGAGGAGGGGUCUCCACCUGUCCUGUCUAAAUCUGGCACUGUGGAACCUCCUGGAAAGACAGGAGCUCAGCCUGGGAGAGCAUUCCUGGAUUCCUCCUGUGGAACUGCCUCGGAUGAGUUGGAGAAAAGCAUCAGCAGUGAGAGUGAGAGCCUGGCAAAGCAGCUGGAUGGGAGGAGAGAGGAAGAGGCUGGAAAACACCUGGAUGGGGCAGGUGUGGCCUCAGGCACAGACAGGAAAUGCAGGAGCCACCCUGGAUCCUCACCUGGGCCUUCUGGUGCCUUCCCUCAGCCUCAGGAGGAGGAGGAGGAAAACCAGGAUCCCUCACACCUGGCUGGGAAUAAAGCCCCUGACUCCGAGGAAGAUGAAGGGCUGGAAUCCUCUGGAAUGUCUUCCAGGAGAUUUUCCUCGGAGAGCCUCCCUCCACUCUCACCUCUGGCAGAUGAAGAGGAGGAAAAUUUCCCAAGUGUUCUGUCCCAUCGAGAACCCAAAUUCUUCGAGGAAGGGAUGUUGGUGUGGUGCAAGCUGCAGCGGUAUCCGUACUGGCCAGCUGUGGUGAAAGCAGUGAAGAGGAAGCACCGAAGGGCCUGUGUGCUCUUCAUAGAUGGCACCACAAAUGAGAAGAAAAAAGGUUUCUCAGUGUCCCUGAAGAGCCUGAAGCACUUUGACUGUGAGGAGAAGCAGGAGCUCAUUGAACGAGCCAAGGAGAACUAUUCCAGGGAAAUCGAGUGGUGCCUCCAGCUGAUCCUGGACUAUCGGAUCCGAGUGGGUUGUCAUUCUUUCACUGGGUCCUUCCUGGAGUAUUUUGCUGCUGAUAUCAGCUACCCAGUGAGGAAAGAGGGAUACCAGAGCGUGGUGCAGAUGGCAUUCCCAAACACAGAGGGGGAAGGGGCUGGAGAGUCUUCCUCAGACACCUCCCCCCAGAAACCCCCGAGGAAGCUCCUCCCUGACAGGACCAGAGCUGCCAGGGACAGGGAGAACAAGAAGCUGGUGGAGUUCAUAGUCAAGUCAAAAGGAGCUGAAGAACAUCUCCUGGGGAUCUUGAAAAGUGGGAAACAAUCCCGCUGGCUGAAGAAAUUCCUGAAUUCCAGCCGGUACAUGACCUGUGUGGAGACUUACCUGGAGGAUGAGGAGCAGCUGGACCUGGUGGUUGGGUACCUGAAGGAGGUGUACAGGGAGAUGGACACCAAGAACCUGCACCAAAUCCUGGGGGACGGCAUCAGAUUCAUCUCAGAUGUGCUUUUACCUGAGGCCAUCAUCUGUGCCAUUGCUGCUGUGGAUGACAUUGAUUAUGAGAAGGCAGAAGAGAAGUACAUUAAAGGACCACCUGUGAGCAAAAGAGAGAGAGAGUUGUUUGAUGAGCAAGUCCUGGGAAGCAAAAAGCUCAAGACGGAGCCGGAGCCUGCGGAGAGCUGAGGAGUGGCCAGGGCUGCCCUGGGGCCAGGUGUAAAUAACCAGUGGUGAUUUGUACAAAAACGUGGCAUUCUUUGUAAAGUUUGUGUGUACAUCCCCAAAUAUUCUGCUCCCAGCCCCAGCUGGCUCUCAGCCCUCGCUGCUUCCCAUGGCCUCACCAUGUUGAGGAUCUGCCAGAUCCUGAUCCAUCAGUGCCCUCCUGGGGGGCUGCCAGAGACCCCCCAGUGCUGUGCAAAGCUUCUGCUGCUCCACCAACUUCACGUGGGUUCUUUUAGCCAAACUUGGGAAGGGAUUUUAUCCUGGUGGCCUCGUUGUUCCUGAUAAAGCCAGGAAGGGGUUCCUGCAGGAAACGUUCCUGGGGGGUUCCUCCUUCCUGCCUGACGGAUCUCCAAGGGUGGGAAAUCAGAUUGGUGCUCAGAGCUGCGACCUGGAUCACAAAGAUUUGUGGGGUUUUGUUCUGUUGUGACAAGUAAAGUCCCGUGGAGAAGGAAUCCAGGUUUGCUUAAACAAAAACAUUCCCUUUUCCUCUAGCAGUGAGCCAGUGGAAUGCUGGUUUAUUGCCUCUUUUGAGGCCAGGAAUUUUGGGAGGCUUUUAAUUGUCUUUUUCUCAUCUGAAUUCCCAGUUUAAUCCUGCCCAGCUCCCUGCCCAGCUUUGCUGGAGCCGUGGCACAUGGAAGCAGUGUCACCAAGAACUAAUUAAUGAUGAAUAAUGAUAAAUGAUACAUAAAACCCCCUGAUUAGGGUUUCUCUGUGAUAAUGAAAUGUGAUCUCCUUGCUUGUCCAGUAAAACCCAAGAUGAUUUGAAAUACAGAAGUUGAAAUUGGGAUCCAGAUGUCUAUCCCGGCUGGUAGUAAUUAUCUGAAUAUAUUUUAAUUACACUUUUAAUUGCUCUGUGCUCUCUAAUGAGUUUUACCAUGGAAUCCUCAUUCCCGUUAUCUCAAGUACCUCAAUUAUAGGGACAGGCCAGGAAGUGAGUUUUUUAUUAAAACCUGGGAGGAGGAAUAAUGAGUUUUGUAGGGUAGGAUAAAAAAUUAAUGAUGGAGUUAACUCAGAGCUGUGAGUGGCACUUUCCCUCUGGAGGUGAGAGUUUGGGGAGGGAAUUUCCUGCCCCUCAUCCCAGUGCUCUGGGUAAUUUGGAGAUGGGGAUCAGCUUCCCCCUCCUUCACAUUAACCCUUUGUUCCCUUCUCCAUCAAAACUCCUCAAGUGCUGUUAAGAGUAAGUGAUGUUAAGAAGCAGAACCACCUCACCUCCACUGCAGCUGUGGAAUCCUGGAGUGGUUUGGGGUGGAAAGGACCUUAAAGCCCCUCCCUGGUCAGGGAAAUCUCCCUGGGGGCUCCAAGCCCCUCCAGCCUGGCCUUGGAUACUUCCAGGGAUAAUCCUGACCUUGUCCCACCCCUUUCCAGUGCUGCCCCACUGGUCACUCACUGCUGCUGGGCAUCAGAUUCAGCCUCACCAUGUACACAUCAUGUGGAUUUAAUAAAGUGGGAUGAAGUGAAUCAUCAAAA
This is a messenger RNA of Parus major (Great Tit), 4029 nucleotides long. RefSeq names its product PWWP domain containing 3A, DNA repair factor (gene PWWP3A). Bases 283 to 2526 code for a protein of 747 amino acids. Lineage: Eukaryota; Metazoa; Chordata; Aves; Passeriformes; Paridae. The record is from RefSeq and is a predicted model, not a curated record. The transcript has 14 exons.